Messenger RNA from Egretta garzetta (little egret), 592 nucleotides. Its product is annotated as methanethiol oxidase-like. Gene Ontology annotation, molecular function: selenium binding. The record is from RefSeq and is a predicted model, not a curated record. Lineage: Eukaryota; Metazoa; Chordata; Aves; Pelecaniformes; Ardeidae. The annotation marks the transcript as partial. The transcript is spliced from 5 exons.
GGAUCUUUGGGCGCCGACUGAAUGUGUGGAACUUGUCCUGCCACACUCUCAUCCAGUGCUUUGACCUGGGCGAGGACUCUCUGCCCCUCUGCGUUAAAUUCCUCCACGACCCCAAUGCUGCUGAGGGAUACGUCUGCUGUGCCCUGAGCGGCAUCGUCUACCGCUUCUACAAGUGCGAGAGGGACAACUGGGCGAUAGAGGAGGUGAUUCGGAUACCGGACAAGGAGGUGACGGGAUGGAUUAUGAACAGGAUGCCAGCCUUCACGGUCGACCUCAUCAUCUCAAUGGACGACAGGUACCUGUAUCUCAGCAACUGGUGGCACGGAGACAUCCGCCAGUACGAGCUCUCCAAAACCUGCAAGCCCAGGCUGGUGGGCCAGGUGUUUGUGGGAGGCAGCAUCGUCAGAGGCGGCCCCGUGGCGGUGUGUCGAGACGAAGAGCUGCAGUGCCAGCCGGAGCCCUUGGUGGUCAAGUGCAAGAGAGUGUACGGCGCCCCCAGUAAAAUGCAGCUCAGCUUGGAUGGCAAGAGGCUGUACGUCACCAACUCCUUCUACAGCGCCUGGGACAGGCAGUUCUACCCAAACCUGGUCAG